AUGUCUUCCAGCGCCAACAGAAAGAAGACUGCUUCCAACGCCGCCAACACCAGGGCCACUCCCAACGCCGCCAACGCCAAGACCGCUUCCAACGCCAGCAACAGCGAGACCACUGCCCGAACUGAGCUUGAAAUCGCCAAGAGCGAAUACGGCAAGUCUCUCGAAGACAUCGGCAGCGGUAAUGAUCCAACCCACGUCUCGCAAGGAACAUAGCUGACUCGUGACUAGCCUACAACUCUCUCGAGGAGCGCAUGCACGCGGUUGAGAAUUCUUUGCCAUCCAAGGUUCAGCAUCUCGAGCAGGUGAUGAAGCCUUACGAAGAGCACAAGAGGGCCACCCAGGACGCUCUCAAGAAGAUCUAUGAUCUGACCCAGAAGCUCCCCAGAGCCGAGGGCAAUGCCGAGCUCGACGAGCUCAAGAAGAAAGUCGACGGGCUUGUGGCAUCAGACGCCAAGAGAGCCCUCGCCAUCGCCGACAUGAAGCGGCUGCAUCAGGCCUCUAGUAGUCAGGCUGAAUAUUGGGCCAGGGAGCACAGCAAGACUCAGGCUUCCCGUCCUGACAACGAGGCAACUAGCACUCAGCUUUGGCGCCUCACGAAGAGAGUCGAGGCUCUGGAAGGCGGCGAAGCACUAUCACGAAAUUCGGCAGCAGAGAAUCUGACCACCGCAGAGCUCGUAGAUGCUCUGUUCGACCGCAUUGAGAACGACGAAGGCCUGGACCGAGCCACAGUCAGCCGCCUGCGCUCUCUGACCGCCGGUCUCACCACCAGUCUCACCUCUGGUGGCGCGAAAGGUGGCCUUUCUCAGUCUACUCGCGCCCCGUACACACCUUCCUCGGAGUCCGAGCGCACCGUGCAGACUCUCGACGAGACUGCCCAGGAGUCGAUCAGGCAGAUGAGAGCUCUGAGCGCCGGGCAGCGCAAGCAGAAGGCAGCCGCUGCCGAAGCAAACGACAGCCCAGCCCAGCGCCUCCGUAUCCGCAAGGAGCCCGACGUCAACGAUGAGAGCAACCAGAUUCGCGACGGCUCAGCUAAGCGCGCUCGCUCCAACCAUCAAGCUGAAGCUCAAGACCAGAACAACACGGGCUAUACCGUCGACGCCAACGACAUGCCAUCGAGACGCACUCGCGCCAGCAAGCAAGCCGAGAUCCCCCGGCAAGCCGACUUUCCCGGCAUGGUUCAGGCGGAUUCCACGCCGGGUUACCCGACCAACUUCAACCACAUCCGCACGAGCAAUAACGACCGAGGCCAGCAGCCGCUCGCCAUGCCGUCCAUGCCACCCAGCGGCAAGCGUAAGCGCGACGAUGACGCCGACGCCGACGCCGAGCCAGAAGACGAAGCAGACCAGCCAUCUCAGCCAAAGCGCGCCAAGAAGCCCCUCACGGGCCGUCGUGCAGAGACGAGCAGCAGGCAGGCGUCCAUGAACAACGCCGCCGCGGCUGGUGGCGCUCAGCGCGCCAACGAAGUUGACGAGGGCACCGACGACGACGAAGCUGAUGAUGAGCAUGAUGGCACGCAGCCCCGUCGCACCUCGCGCGCUCCCAAGCCGACUCGGCGUAGCGAGCAAUUCAUGUCCUGGCUCGAGGUCAAGAACCGCAACAAGAAGUAG
Molecule: messenger RNA, 1607 nt
Organism: Lecanosticta acicola
Lineage: Eukaryota; Fungi; Ascomycota; Dothideomycetes; Mycosphaerellales; Mycosphaerellaceae
Source: the annotation of a GenBank genome assembly